Marmota monax (woodchuck) is the source of this 1256-nucleotide messenger RNA. It is a transcript of the gene Rab3b, whose product is annotated as RAB3B, member RAS oncogene family. Lineage: Eukaryota; Metazoa; Chordata; Mammalia; Rodentia; Sciuridae. Bases 198 to 857 code for a protein of 219 amino acids. Gene Ontology annotation, cellular component: endosome; plasma membrane; synaptic vesicle. The transcript has 5 exons. Gene Ontology annotation, molecular function: GTPase activity; GTP binding. The record is from RefSeq and is a predicted model, not a curated record. Gene Ontology annotation, biological process: protein localization to plasma membrane; protein secretion; regulation of exocytosis.
CGGGAGCUGAACCCAGCUGGAGCCUGAGUGAGCCUCAGUCCUCAUCCGCUGAGGUGGGGACCAGAUCCGUCCGUCUCGCUCCACCCGGCUCCACCCUGCCAGGCUCCCCAGAUCCCGCAGCAACCCUCCUGCCGCCACGUGGGACCGUCCGGCUGCGCAGUCCGUGACCCAGUACCUCGUCCACCUCGUAGUCCGAGAUGGCUUCAGUGACUGACAGUAAAACUGGAGUCAAAGAUGCCUCUGACCAGAAUUUUGACUAUAUGUUCAAACUGCUCAUCAUCGGCAACAGCAGUGUUGGCAAGACCUCCUUCCUUUUCCGCUAUGCUGAUGACACUUUCACCCCGGCCUUUGUUAGCACUGUGGGCAUCGACUUCAAGGUGAAGACAGUAUAUCGUCAUGAGAAGCGAGUGAAGCUGCAGAUCUGGGACACAGCUGGACAGGAGCGGUAUCGGACCAUCACUACAGCCUAUUACCGUGGGGCCAUGGGCUUCAUUCUCAUGUAUGACAUCACCAAUGAAGAGUCCUUCAAUGCUGUCCAGGACUGGGCUACUCAGAUCAAGACCUACUCCUGGGACAAUGCACAGGUUAUUCUGGUGGGGAACAAAUGUGACAUGGAAGAAGAGAGAGUUGUUCCCACUGAGAAGGGCAGGCUCCUUGCAGAGCAACUUGGGUUUGACUUCUUUGAAGCCAGUGCCAAGGAGAACAUCAGUGUGAGGCAGGCCUUCGAGCGCCUGGUGGAUGCCAUUUGUGAUAAGAUGUCUGAUUCGCUGGACACGGACCCCUCUGUGCUGGGUGCCUCUAAGAAUACACGUCUCUCGGACACCCCACCACUGCUGCAGCAGAACUGCUCAUGCUAGGCAAGGCCCACUCUCCAAGCCUACCCCUGUUGUGCCCCCAUGUGCACUUUGCUUCUCCUUGUUAUACAUUGUCCAUUCCUAGCCCCCAGCAAGCUGAGUUGCUGCUGUUCUUUGCCAUCCCCUGGGGAGUUCUCUGCAGGUGGCCCCAAUUACAGAUGCUCAGUACUAGACUAACAGCACAGGACAUGGCAUUGGUGGAGAUUCCCUUUAAAAACUCCAUUUUAUGAAGAGGAUUUAAAUCAGGGACUUGUGAAGAGUUUACUUUCUGCCUUUAUGAUGAGAUUUCCUCCAUUUACUAAAAUUUGUCACACACCCACACUUUUCAGGAGCUGGCCAAAUGUGUAAAGUGAGUCCUACCUCUACAGCUAAUCCUAUUAAAGAAAACUUCCCGAAGUACAA